Molecule: messenger RNA, 1541 nt
Organism: Vidua chalybeata
Lineage: Eukaryota; Metazoa; Chordata; Aves; Passeriformes; Viduidae
Product: RNA-binding Raly-like protein
Exons: 7
Coding region: 1-636 (211 amino acids)
Cellular component (GO): nucleus
Molecular function (GO): RNA binding
Source: RefSeq, a predicted model, not a curated record
AUGACGCUCUUCGGCAGCGGGGACGCGGGCUGGAGAUAUUUGGAGAUGGCCAGGGAGUCCAAGGCGAGCCAGGGCAGGCUGGGCCAGAAGCGGCAGCACAGCAGCAGCCUGUACCACAGUGACUGUGACCUGGACUAUGAUCUCUACAGGGAUGACUUCCCGUACCGGGUAUAUGAGUACCAGAAGAUCCCCCCACUCAUUAACUGCAUCCCAAUCAAGACCAGGCGGACUCACUUGGGAGCAGGAAGCAAGAGCAGCCUGAGUCCCCAGCCUGGGACGAGGAGCAGCAGCAGCUCCACCACAGGACGGACAAAGUUGCAAGCUGAAGAGCUGCAUUCCAUCAAGGGGGAGCUGAGCCAGAUCAAGGCACAGGUGGACAGCCUGCUGGAGAGCCUGGACCGCAUGGGCCAGCGGAGAGAGCGUCUCACAGAGUCCAAGGAGAGAGAGAAGAAGAGGGCAGAGCCAGGGACAGAGUUAACAUUCCCAGUGGGAGAGGGGUCACAGGAGUCACAAAGGAAGGAGGGGACGGGGGCUGAUGGGGACAGCGACCUGCACAACAUCGACAGUGUGGAGGAGAGCACAGACACAGAGGGGACGGUGAAAACUGACAUGUCAGACCCCAAGGGGAGCCAGUAGCCCGACUGGGAUGCCGUGGCCUUCCUGUGAGGCCAACCCUUCCCAGCUUGUGUUAUUUCUUUUGAGGCUUCCAGGUAGUGCCACACAUGACAUGAUGUGCCCGUCCUCAGCACAGCCAUCCCCUGCUGGCAGCCCUGUGUCCCACCCUGGAAGUGGGACAGACCUGGCGAGAGAGGUUUUUGUGUUCCAGUGCGCUUGUUUUCUUUUUCUUCCUGUUUUCAGACCUACGGAUAAGCAGAGGUGGCCUGGGGAGGGAAGGGAGCAGUAAAAAAAUAGAAAGGACCAUAUCUCAAAGUAGCAUCUCAAAUCCCAUCUGCCUUGCUGCCAGUAUCACCUCAGCCACAGGAUGCUGUGGAGAGAGAAUGCAGCCCAGGAUGGCUUUCAGAGCUGCUCAGCAUCCCACCAUAGGAAGAAGGAACCAUGUCAGCCAGCUUCCUAAAGCCAGGUUUAGGAAACUUUUGUGGGAUUUUGGGAUGGUGCCAAGCCUAGCUCUGAUGUGACCUGCAGGACCAGCAGUGGGGCAAUGCCAACCCAAUCACUCCCAUUUGCCCCAGCUCCCACAUGCGUUUUCCUUACUGGUUUUCCACAGGCUGUUCUCAGCCAGGCAUUGCAUCUGCAGCCAGUAGGACUCCAGUAAGAGCUUUACGAGGGCCCCUGGCCUGCACCCAAAGAGUCCUGGUCGCCCCUGUGCUCCCCAGUGUCCCGUUUCAGUUCCAUGUCCUUCAUUUCUCAGUUGCCCUUCUCUCACUGGCACAAAUUUGUUCUGUAUUUCUAAUUUGCACUGGUAAAAGAGUGUAUUGUAUUGGAAAGAAAAAUAAUUUGUAUUUUUUUCCUCUGGUUAUUCGACUCCAAUGCAGUUUUUAGCAUGUGAAGUGCACAGUUUUGUACCCCAUUUUAUGUGCUGC